Esox lucius (northern pike) is the source of this 942-nucleotide messenger RNA. RefSeq names its product olfactory receptor 4S1-like. Gene Ontology annotation, molecular function: olfactory receptor activity. The coding region runs from base 1 to 942 and encodes 313 amino acids. NCBI's taxonomy places the organism in Eukaryota, Metazoa, Chordata, Actinopteri, Esociformes, Esocidae. The transcript has a single exon. Gene Ontology annotation, cellular component: membrane. The record is from RefSeq and is a predicted model, not a curated record. Gene Ontology annotation, biological process: G protein-coupled receptor signaling pathway.
AUGACAACCCUGUUCAACUCCUCUCAGGAGAUAGUGUUUGUGCUUCAUGGACUGAAUGUGACGCAGACAAACAGACACAUCUACUUUGUAUUUAUUCUAAUCCUCUACCUUUUUACAAUUUGUAUUAAUCUUACACUGAUCUUUACAAUUUUUUUGGAGAAAAUGUUUCAUGACCCAAUGUAUUUAUUCCUCGGUAAUCUGUGUGUUAAUGGGAUCAUUGGUGCUUCAUCUUUCUACCCAAAGAUACUUUUUGACCUUUUGUUGGACUCUCAUAUAAUAACAUACAUUGGGUGCUUGACCCAGAUAUUUGUCAUCUACUCUUAUGUUUAUUGUGAAUGCACCAACUUAACAGUGAUGGCUUAUGACGGAUAUGUUGCUAUCUGUAAGCCAUUACACUACAACUCAAUUAUGACUAUUAGAAAAGUGUGGACACUGCUUCUUCUAACGUGGCUUUUAUCAUGGCUAGAAUGUAUCUUUUCAGUAUUUCUAACAUCUAGGUUACCGCUCUGUGGGGUUGACAUUGAUAAACUUUAUUGCUCAAACUGGGCAGUUGUGAAGCUGUCGUGUGUUGACACCACUCUGAACAAUAUCUCUGGCUUUGUUUUCAUAUAUUCACAUGUCUUUCAAACAAUACUUGUCCUUAUUUCCUACAUAAAGAUCAUCAAAGCAUCUUUGCGUACCCAGGCAGGGAGAAGAAAGUUCAUGCAGACCUGUCUGCCUCAUCUGAUUACCCUGAUCAACUUUGUCAUAUCUCUAUUAUUUGAUGUGAUGUACGCUCGUUAUGGCAGCAACACCAGUCUGUUGGCCCUGAGGAAUAUCAUGGCUGUGGAGUUUCUAGUUGUUCCUCCUCUGGUAAAUCCAAUUGUAUAUGGGAUUAACCUCACUCAGAUUCGUAAUAGAGUUCGACAGUUGUUUAAACGUAAAGUUGCUGUCCUAAGGUAA